This is a messenger RNA of Eimeria mitis, 786 nucleotides long. Its product is annotated as SAG family member. NCBI's taxonomy places the organism in Eukaryota, Apicomplexa, Conoidasida, Eucoccidiorida, Eimeriidae. The record is from RefSeq and is a predicted model, not a curated record. The transcript is spliced from 4 exons. The coding region runs from base 1 to 786 and encodes 261 amino acids.
AUGGCGGCCCUUAAACUUUUUUCGCUCGCCUCCGCGUCUGCGUUCCUGAUGGCGAACGCUGUCCAUCAAACCGAGAAGCAAACACCAUUGAACGCGAGAGUACAAUCGUCAACCUACACUGUAAAUCUGGGGGAAGAUCCUGUGUGCCUCGACGAAAUCAACGCUGCUCGCGAAGCCGCUGGACUGGCACACUUCAAAGUGGCAACACAGGAAGAACACAAGUUGCCUAAAACUGAGCCAGACCUAGAAGAAGGGGAAAGUACUACAUGGAAUCCCGUUUGUGAAGCUCUGAUAGCAGAGAGCCCAGAAGAACCAGAAGGAAGCACGGAAGGGUUUAAAAGUGGUACAUACGCCUUCAUGGCCUUGGAAUCGGAGACGCCUGACUGCGCCGCCGCAGUGAGCCACUGGAAAGACGCCGCCAGCAACUUCACUACAAUCCCUCCAGCGAAGAAUAACGAAACGGAACUCUACGGCAAACAACAUAACGUUUCCUUCAUUGCUAUGUACAACCCUUCAAACGAUGCCGCCGCUGACUGCCGAGUCGUUACAUGCACUCAACCUGCAACUUCCAGCCCCGGAGCAGCCAACUUCCGGAACACUGAGAAAGAGAAGAAAGGCUAUGCUCUACUGUGCAUGACCACACCUGAUGCACUUAACGAGGAUGCAGGUCCCUUCACCGAAGACCAGUGGAAGAAGAUCAAGGCAUCCCUCACAGGCUCAGCCACUACUGUUGCACCGAGUCUGCUUGCCGUUGCUAUUGCGGUCCUUGGCUUGGUUACCCUUUAA